Schistosoma turkestanicum is the source of this 5156-nucleotide messenger RNA. The record is from the annotation of a GenBank genome assembly. NCBI's taxonomy places the organism in Eukaryota, Metazoa, Platyhelminthes, Trematoda, Strigeidida, Schistosomatidae.
GCACAUGACAUAACUCUCACACUCUCACACUCUCUAAAUAAAUAAAUAUGUAUAUAUAUAUAUAUGAAGGUGUACAAUCCUAAUCGUUCGUCCAACUGCAUUUUCCAAUACAUUUUCAAAUUAAUAAUAUUAAUAAUAAUCUGAUCGGAGGAUCAGUGUGUGUGCAUUUCGAUUUUUUUCGUUUGUAUAUUUCAAGAAUUAUAUUCUGUUCAUUGUUCACUGAAUCAACACAGAACUGAACAAAACAAACAGCAUUGAAAACCACCUCUUUAACAUUAAUUUUUUUUUAUCAAGAGGCAAGCACACAUACUCACUCAUUUGGAGGCAGAAAAGAGAGCCACACACAGAGAGAGAGAGAGAGAGAGAUAGAAUCACAUUUUCGUGAAAAUUUCGAAGAUCAUCUCUUUAACUCCUGAUUUCUUUUUUUUUUGAUUUCUGGUCAUUUUGAUCAUUUUUAUUGGAAAAUAGUCAAAAAAAAAAUUAUGACUGAAACAACGCAUACAUCGGAUUCGGAAAUGGAUGAUCCAAACAAAAUUACAGAUGCUGCUUCCUGUUUAGAUUACUUGAAACGACGUGAAGUAUUCCUCUAUAAAAUGAUGAAUGAUCCAAGUCAUAAAGCAAUGCUUUAUUUUCUUGAAGUUCUAAUGAAUUCUGAUAGUCCUAUUACUGUGGAACAAUUGGCAGCACGUUUUUCCCACAAGACAUUCAGUGCAGAAAUGCGUGAUGCAUGCGGUGGAGGCAGCGCCGAUGGUCUACGUGAAUUCUUACAACGUUAUCCAUCAUUGUUCAAUGUAAAACCGAAUGGACAAGUAACAUCCGUGGCAAUUGAAUUGCCAAGUUUAGAUUCAUCCAAUUUCGAUGGACUUGGAUCGGAUCAAGAAAGUUGUUUUUCCAUAAAAGAAAACAGUCAAAAAUCAAUGAGUGAACAUGUACCACCAGUCAGUUGUUCAACAUCAAGGAAUUCCUCUUACACUGUCAAUUCGAAUUAUUCAUCAAAAACAUGUCCAUCAGUAUCCGGUGUACAGAAAGAAUAUCCAUAUAAUCGAUUUUAUCCUAAUCGGAAAGCGAAUUCCGGUAACAUUAAUACAAAUCAUAAUAGUACGUAUAACAAUCGAUUGAACAGUACAAGUUGUUUAUCAUUAAUAUCGGAUCAGUCGAAUGGAUCGUCGAAUCUGGCGCAAAAUUACUCUGAUCAUUCAUUAGGACGUAAAAAGACAGUGAAUAUCAUCAACACGACCAAAUACAACAGUGUUACUAAUAACACUACUACUACUACUACUAAUAUCAGUAGUAGUAGUACUGCUACUACUAUGACGACGAUGACGAAUAAUGAUAUUAGUGAUCAUCAACCAUCUCGUGCUUUUCCCACAACUAACGCAUCAUCAACAUUACGAACUAAACAGUCCAACAUUUAUCAACCACCACAAUUGCGUAAUCCUGAACAUGCCGCCUCAUUGGUAUUAUCACCUAAUUGUGGAUUAUGCUCAUCGACAUCAAAUCUUCCUACUACUGCUACUACUACUCAUACUACUAAUAAUAAUAAUAACAGUAGUAGUCAUAAUGCUUUAUUAAUUAACAAUAAUAUUCAUCAUGAAUUGCCAACACGCACCAAUGCAACAUGUAUCCAUUGUCCAUUGAUCGAAUUAACCUGUCACCAUCAUCAUCACACACAUCAUUGUUCAACAGCACAUCACCAUGCAACUUCAGUGCAUUGUCAUUGUACAACUAGUCCAUUGACAGCAACACCUUCAGCGUCAUUAUUACAUCAUAUACAUCACCCGACACAAACUGCGCUACGAUCUCCGCUAACAAACUAUUGCAAUUUACCACCAAUGGAGAAAUUUAUCUUGGAAAGUGAAGCGGUACAUUUUUUCCAGCAGAAAUUAAUGAAACGUGAUGAACGUUGGAUACCGAUUAAAAGUUUAGCUGGACAUUUAUCACAAGCUAGUCCAGAGAUUCGUGCUAUCGUCGGUCCACAGCUGGAAUUUCGACGUUUUCUAUUAAAACAUCCGCACAUAUUUGAAGUACAAGGUGAAUUGGUCAGUGUGAAAGAUCCAUUUGUCAGUGGAUUUGGAUUGAAAAAAUCACGUGAUCGUUUGUCAGCGAUUCACGCAAGUCAUUCAUCGUCGAAUUUGUCGAAUGUCACUACACAAAGCUAUCUACCACGUAAUAAUACAGCGUAUGAAAGAAAUCCUAGACCGAAAUCAUUGAUUCUACCGAAUAUGCUGAAUUUUGGACAUUUGUCGGAUGUUGUUAGCGGUUAUUAUGCGACGACGCCAGCACCACCACCACAAGCGUCAUCAUCUUCUUCUUCAUCAUCGAUUCAACGAAAUAUGCAUCGUCGAUCAGCACAUUUUCAUUUUGAGAAUCCAACAAAAUUCUCUCCAAAUAAAUCACUUAUUCAAUCAGACAGUUUGAUUAGUUCCGAGCCUGGAACACCAAUCAGUUCGAAUCCUGUCUUUGGCUGUGGUAGUAGCCGUGUACAAACAGAAAAAUUAAAUGUUGACAAAUCAACUAGUCACCAGAGUAAUGGUGUCAGUUCAACUAAACAAAACACCAAUUCAUUAUUACCUAGUAGUGGUGGUGUUACAACAUUGAACACAUUGAACAGUAUUAGUUUAACAAUGUCGGCUAAUGAAUAUCGUACAAUAAUGUUUUUACGUAAAGUUUUAGAAAAACAUGGCGGAGCACCAGGUCAGUCUGGUUUAAAUCUGCAUGAAUUAAUGCAAUUUUUAUUGAAUAAGGCGCCGGAAACUAUUCAAACAACAAUUGGUUGGACAAAAAUUGAAUUGGAAGAAUUUCUUAGUCAACAUAAUCUGUUUUUUGAAUUGAAAUCGAUGAAAACAUCAUUGGACAAUGUAACCAAUGAUACUACUACUACUACUCCUGUUAGUAGUAGUAAUAUUAGUAAUAAUAGUGAUUGUUCACAAAUAGGUCAAUGUCAACAGCAACAACAACAGUCCACAGACGAUGUUAUCAAUGUGUGCAAUAAACGUUUGAAUCGUAUGAUCAAUAUUAUUAUCACGGCGUCGAAACCGUUCGAUGUGAACGGUGUACGUACAUUGACCAAUCGAUGUGGUCGAAUAUUUCAUGUGGCUAAAUUAUGGGGCAUUAUUGAUCUGGGCAAACAUGAACAUGUAUUUUUCGACAAAUCAAUAUUUCGUCAUGUCGAUGAUUUACAAAAACAUUUUAAAGUAGAUGAAAUUUUAUACUUUAAUGCUGUCCUAGCACCACGUGAAUCACGUGCAAAAUGGCGUGCAACUCAUGUAUGGAAAGAAUGUGAUCGGGAAAAUGUUGAAAAAUUCGGUGCAUUAACUCCAAUGAAAAAAUUCAAUUCACUAAAGAAUAAUCAUAGUAAAUCAUUAGUACAUAAUAUACACAACUGUUAUGAUUCUAAUACAGAUCAACGUCAUGGACAGAACGCAUUGAGAUCACAUGAACUCCCCACUGAUGGCAUGAAUCAUGCCGGCAAUGUUGGCAUUCCUGAUGUUGAUGCUGUUGAUGACGAUGAUGAUAAUACUGAAAUGGAAGAAGAAAUUGAAGAUUUCAUUGUUGAAAGUAGUAUAAAUAGUAAAGAAAAAGAAGAACUAGUCAAAUCGAAUCAUCAAAAUCAUUUGAUCAAUACAGAUUCGGAUUUAGACUAUGCGUUAGCUGAUGAUGACGAUGAUGAAGAGAUCGAUGACGAGGAUGCUGAGGAUGAUGAUGAUGGGGUGAUGAAUCAUGAGAAUGGUCGAAUUAUGUCAUCAACGAUAACUAACGAUGACAGUUUAAAUUUACCAAUUGAUAUAAAAUUUAUUUCAAGCGAGAUUGAAGAAGAAAUGGAACGUGUAUUGAAUUUACAAUCAAAACAUAAUCGUCAUAAAAUGCAUAGUCAACUGUUAUUAUUAUCAUCAUCCAACACGAAAUCAUCUUGUACUGAAUUAUACGAUUCAAGUCAUUCAACGGAGUUUAGUCAUCAAACACAAUCGGAACCAUGUUGUAUAAAGAACAAUCAUACUACCACUACUACUACUAAUAAUAAUAAUAGUAGUAGUACAGGUAUGGUUAGUAGUAACAAUAAUAAUACUGAUAACAAUAAUGGUCACAAUCGACAUCAUAGCCUUGUCACUUCAUCAACUGGUUGUGGUACAAUGAAAUUCACGAAAACUACCACUAAUCAUUUAUCAUCUUCGAAAGAAGAUAGUGGCACGUCAAGUUCAUUGUCAGAAAUGAGUGCCGUGUCUAUAGCGGUACAAACUGUUUCAACUGGUGAUAUUAUGGCUACUCAAUUAUAUCAUGAUAAUAAAGUAUAAAUUGUGUUUAAAUGAACAAACAAACAUUUAAACGAUUGUCAAUCAAUCAGUAUUAUUAUCAAUAUUAAAGACAUAUUCACUAUUGAACAACUAUAAAUAAAUAUAUAUACAUUUAUAUAUUUUGUCAGUCAUCAGGAAAUGUUUAUAGUUUAUGGCGCAAAAAUCUAAUUUCUUAUUGUACUUUCUGUUCUGUAUUCAUUGAUUUUGUGUUUCUUGUUUAAAUCAACUGAUGCAUUUCAUUAUUUUCAAUUUCUUAUCUUAUUUUAGAAAAAAUAAAACAAUAUAGGCUCUCCUUUAUAUUUAUUGACAUUACAGUGAUUCAUUUUUAACUUGAAUCCCACAUAUUGUUUGUUAUUCGAUGUUUUCAAAUUCAAGGUCGAACCUUCCUAUUUCGCGCUCUUCUUUCUAUUUGGUCAUAUAUCCAAUUUUUUCUAUAAUGGAAAUCAGAUUUAGACUAAAAAGCCUACUUAGACAUUAUUUAUAUAAAUGAUUCUAUACUACUCAUUUAUUCAUUAACUACUACUACUACUUACAAACCUGUAGGUUCAUUGAUAAACCGAAAUUACUGAUCGUCAUUUUCAAUGUUCAAUUGUUCUUCCUUCUUGCUUAUUAUUGUUAUUUUUAGUUUGUCAAGCUCUCUAAAAUAUUACUAUAUAUGUACCCGUUAUUGAUUCUUAUUGUAUCCGUUUUUCACAAUUGUGAAUCCAAGUUGAGCGUAAUAUGUUCAAUGAUUAUUGCUAAGAAGCUUAGAACUGGAUGUAAGAAAUUCAACUACCAGAAAUAAAGUUAUUCAUUAUUUAUUUAUGUUAUUGAAAAUUGAAAUUCAUUCUUAUCCAAUAUUGAUUCAAGGUUCUUUUUUCAUUU